UAAGCCCAUCCACAGUGAUGGCCACAGCCUUACCCAGGACCCUGGGGGAGCUGCAGCUGUACAGAAUAUUGCAGAAGGCCAACCUGCUUUCUUACUUCGAUGCCUUCAUCCAACAAGGUGGCGAUGACGUCCAGCAACUUUGUGAAGCUGGAGAGGAGGAAUUUUUGGAAAUCAUGGCGCUCGUGGGCAUGGCAAGCAAGCCCCUUCACGUUCGAAGGCUGCAGAAGGCUUUGAGAGACUGGGUUACAAACCCUGGCCUUUUCAAUCAGCCACUGACUUCCCUUCCGGUCAGUAGCAUACCCAUCUAUAAAUUACCAGAGGGAUCACCAACCUGGCUCGGCAUAUCCUGCAAUAGUUACGAAAGGAACAGCAGCGCCCGGGAACCCCAUCUAAAGAUCCCUAAGUGCGCCGCCACCACGUGUGUGCAGAGCUUGGGUCAGGGCAAGUCGGAGGUGGGAAGUUUGGCGCUGCAGAGCGUCGGCGAGUCCAGGCUCUGGCAAGGACACCACGCCAGUGAGAGCGAGCACAGUCUCUCCCCAGCCGACCUGGGCUCCCCGGCUUCCCCGAAGGAGAGCAGCGAGGCUCUGGAUGCUGCCGCCGCGCUCUCUGUGGCCGAGUGUGUGGAGCGGAUGGCGUCCACGCUGCCCAAAAGUGACUUGAACGAAGUGAAAGAGCUGCUCAAGAACAAUAAGAAGUUGGCCAAAAUGAUUGGUCACAUCUUCGAGAUGAGCGAUGAUGACCCACACAAGGAAGAGGAGAUUCGAAAGUACAGCGCCAUCUAUGGACGGUUCGACUCCAAGAGAAAGGAUGGCAAACACCUCACAUUGCAUGAGAAAGAGCUUAUUGGAUCUGAAGAAGAACUUGUUAUCUUAGUGGAGUCCAUGGGGACCCCAAAAGGCCACCAGGGAGACAGACUCACGGAAAUGCAAAGGCAAGGGUUUUUGUGUGCGCAUUACAAGCCGGCAGGGACCUCGUCAGCGCGCAGCAGCCGCAAGAGGAGGUUAAAAUGUGGUGAGCGAGAAGAAUUGUCUCCGAAGAGAAUUAAAGUGGAGGAUGGAUUUCCAGAUUUCCAGGAAUCUGUGCAGACGCUCUUCCAGCAGGCCAGAGCCAAGAGUGAGGAGCUUGCGGCCCUCAGUACUCAGCAGGCUGAAAAGGGAAUGGCCAAGCAGAUGGAGCUCCUGUGUGCCCAGGCCGGCUACGAGAGGCUGCAGCAGGAGAGGAGACUGGCGGCUGGGCUCUACAGGCAGAGCUCCGGAGAGCACAGCCCAGACGGUCUGCCCUCUGAUGGCUCUGACGGACAAGGGGAAAGACCUUUGAAUCUCCGAAUGCCUAACGUACAGAACCGGCAGCCCCAUCAUUUUGUGGUCGAUGGGGAGCUGAGCAGACUUUACUCCAGCGAGGGGAAGUCCCACUCGUCAGAGAGCCUUGGCAUCUUAAAAGACUAUCCUCACUCCGCUUUCCCCAUGGAAAAGAAAACUAUUAAGACGGAGCCCGAAGACCCAAGAUAGCUGACACUCUCCCACUGCUCUCUGCAAACGGCAGCGGAUUCAAGGAUAAUGCUCCAUCAUAGAAUAAAUAAGCCUUAAUAACCACUGUUGCCUCAUUCAGCUCAAACAGAUCACAGCCAAAGCAUAAGAACUCACACAGUCUGCGGAAGCCAGGACAAAGCAACAGCCACAGAGGAGGAAAUCAAGAGAGCGUUGCGACAUAAUAAACACUGACCGUUACCUUUCUCUGUAAGUUGUUCGUAUGGAGAGGCUCGAUAUUGUAAGCAUCUGCUAUUUAAGAGUGUACAACGUGUCUUGUGUAAUUUAUAGAAGCAAAUCUAGGUGUUGAAACCUUUUGUCUAAACCUUAGGUCUAAUAGAUGUGGAUGCCCAUUCUUUUUACUUGAAAUUCUGUCUAAACGUAUUUAUGGUAAAUGUCCCCAUCACCGUUUCGGACUCGUGCAGUCAUAUGGAGAAAGCCUCGGCAAUGUAGCGAUGGGCACGGUGGCAGUGACGGGAGAGAGAUGGAAGGCAACUACUCGGUUUACACCAAGGAAGAGGCUGUGUACUGACUACUUGAUUAAAAUUGAUGUUGGUUCGCGGGAAAUGUGUAGCCGGUUUAUGACAGGCGCUCGAGAUGUAAGAAAGUAGGACAGACAGCUUGAAAUAAAUGAGCUAACUCUGCGAGCCCUGACGUAAACAUUGGUGUUUCCGAAUACGCUGAGUAAAUUAAGGCAUAGUAAGUUAACACACCUCCGUGUGAUAAAGAUGGCGACCUGGGUGAAUC
Molecule: messenger RNA, 2273 nt
Organism: Microtus ochrogaster (prairie vole)
Lineage: Eukaryota; Metazoa; Chordata; Mammalia; Rodentia; Cricetidae
Gene: Nab1
Product: NGFI-A binding protein 1
Exons: 8
Coding region: 18-1508 (496 amino acids)
Biological process (GO): negative regulation of DNA-templated transcription
Cellular component (GO): nucleus
Molecular function (GO): transcription coregulator activity; transcription factor binding
Source: RefSeq, a predicted model, not a curated record